Messenger RNA from Ruditapes philippinarum (Manila clam), 2713 nucleotides. RefSeq names its product sodium-dependent proline transporter-like. The record is from RefSeq and is a predicted model, not a curated record. NCBI's taxonomy places the organism in Eukaryota, Metazoa, Mollusca, Bivalvia, Venerida, Veneridae. Gene Ontology annotation, biological process: sodium ion transmembrane transport. The coding region runs from base 310 to 2331 and encodes 673 amino acids. The transcript has 6 exons. Gene Ontology annotation, cellular component: membrane.
AAACGUUACAUUUUAGACGUGAUCAAUGGUAAAAUUCAUUAAACGAAGCGUAACUGUUAACACUUAAAACUUAGCUAUUGUCGGGUAUAUAAAAGUCGAGCGUUAUUCUACUAUUUAAUUUACCAUUAUUAUGAAGAAAGUGUUGACUGAGUGGAGUUAUAUUUACAUCACAUAUACAGGAAUAAUUGUUUGAAUGUACACUAUUUCCAUUUAAAUAUUUUUAACGUGACUUCAGUGUAGUUUUUUUGGCUAAGCUUUCAAGACAUACAUUGUUAUUUUAUGUACAUUUAAAGCACAUGCGUUUACAGAAUGGAUAGAGAACGUAUGCAAUGGGGAGGAAAACUCGAGUAUUUGUUCACGUCGUUUGGAUACACUGUUGGGUUGGGAAAUAUUUGGCGGUUCCCCUACAAAUGUUACAUCCACGGCGGUGGGGCAUUUUUCAUUCCAUAUGUUUUGACAGUUGUGUUGUGCUCGUUCCCAAUUUUGUUUCUCGAAAUGUUCAUGGGUCAGUUUUCAUCUGAAGGACCGAUUACUGUGUGGAAAUUUUGUCCAAUUUUCAAGGGUGUUGGAUGGGCAAUUAUUUUCAAUAUUUUCAUGACGAAUAUAAACUAUAUCGUCAUCGUUAUGUAUUCAUUUUACUACAUGCUGGUGUCUCUUGUGAACAUUGGCGGUACGUUACCAUGGCAACAAUGCCAAAAGCCUUGGGCAACUCAAAACUGUAGGAACGAGCCUUUUCCAAAUUAUGACGAAAUAAGUUAUGACAGUAAGAAAAUAGGAAUACUACAAAAUUACCUGGAUGUUUCUUGCAUGCAGAAAAUAAAAAACAUGCAAAAUAUUACUGUCGAUCCAGUUUUGUUUGGUGACUUCAGGGCACUGUAUAAGUCGUGUGAAAAAAUGUAUAAAUCACCAGAAGAAGAAUACUGGAACAGGUUUGUGCUCGGCGUUCACAAGUCUGACGGGUUAGAUGACCUCGGACCAGUGGUUGGACGGAACGCUAUAAUACUACUUCUUGUUUGGUUAAUGGUAUUCUAUUGCUGCGUUAAAGGCAUACGAUCACUAGCAAAGGUCGCCUAUUUCACAGCCUCGUUCCCAUUCUUGGUAUUGCUCAUUUUACUGGUUCGAGGUAUGACAUUAGAAGGUCAUGAAAUCGGCAUAAAAUAUUACACGGAACCAGACUACCGGAAGUUGUCCAACAUGGCUAUCUGGUCCAGCGCAGCAACACAGGCCAUGUACUCCAUUGGCGUGGCUUUCGGCUCCCACAUUGCGCUUGCUAGUCACAAUAGGUUUAGUAAUAACGUUCUCCGGGAUGGUAUCAUUCUUGGGUGUGUGAAUACUUUGACCAGUGUAUGCGGUGGCUUUGUCGUUUUUGCAUUCCUUGGCCACGCGUCGUAUACGCUCAACCGACCAAUAGAUACAAUCUUUGAUCAAGGGCCUGGUCUAAUAUUUAUCUCUUACCUGCAAGGAAUCUCACAGCUACCAGGAUCUGCCAUGUGGGCGUUCUUAUUUUUCAUGGUGGUGUUAACACUGGGUGUUGACUCGGUUUUUAUCAUGGUCUGGACAGUUUAUGUGUCAAUUGAAGACGUGUUUCCAGACCUUUUCAAGAAGAAGGGCAAUAUAAUUUUAAUUGCUAUGUGUGUGGUACCAUACCUUUUGGGUCUUCCACUCAUUACAGAUGGUGGUAUUCAUUUAUUAGUUGUUAUGGAUCGUUAUACGGCAGACUUUACCUUAACACUGUUUCUCAUCAUGGAAAGUGUAGCGGUAUGUUGGGUUUAUGGACUUCGACGCUUUAUCGCUGACGUUGAGAUGAUGAUUGGCCGGAAGUCGGUGCUGUUUAAAUGGUACUGGAUGGCAACUUGGGGGGUCACUGCUCCUGCAUUUGGCAUGUUUAUUUUUAUCGCAUCUGCGGUAGGAUACACUUCCGUUAGUUAUAAUGGUAUAACAACAACGCCAGGGGGAGAGGCAUUUGGAUGGAUAUUGAUACUCACGCCCUUAGUGAUUAUGCUAGGCGUCGCUGGAUACCAAAUACGGAAAUAUGGCGGGAUAAAAGAAGCAACGUUUGAGGAGAAAGAUUGGGGCCCAAGACUUAAGGUCAACAGAAGUGGCCGUUAUGUGAAUGAGUAUAUACAUCCGAUAGGUCAGCGGCACAGAAUGGAUUCAGAUAGAUGUGAGUCAAGCUUUGCAACACCAACCUGUUACUCUGCCCAGGACCAGCUUGCUGACGUAAACAUUAAUGGUGGUUAUUUAACGUGUGAUCUAGGUGGCAGUAGGGAUGUCACCAUUAACCCGGAAGUAAAUGUAAAUCCAGAUUAUUUUACGUUUACAGAGAUGUAACAAUCAUUCUUACAGACAGGAAAUGGGGAUGGGGGAGGAUGGGAAAAUAAUACAAUAUAGUAACGUAGACUUUAAAUGAUAUUGCUAUGUGUUGUUGUUGUUGUAGCUGUUGUGAAAUUUAAUAGACAUUUGUACAUGUAUAUUUGUCUAACAUCAUUCUAUGUUUGUAUUUAUAAAGUUUCUUUAAAAGUGUCUUUCAGUUCUAAUAUUUGUAAGAUUGUGGUUCGUUUAUAUAUAUAAUGUAUCAUUUCCUUACAUUAUCUCAUUCUCAGUCUUGUUUAUGAUCUUUCUUCAAGUGUAUCUAUGACUAGCGCCGACUAAUUGUUCUUUUUAACAUUAUGAUAUUCUUUUGUUGAAAAAUAAAACAACUUAACAAAUAAAA